AUGAGUACUUUGUCACAUCCCAACUCUGGCUCAGCACGGAAACAGGAGCGUACUCCGCUACUCAACGGCCAUUUGGCAGCCUCGGCAGCCCGAUACGAUUCUUUGGCAGACAGCUCUGCUGCUGAUAACCCCAAUCGCUUGAUCACCAAAGGCACUGGCCGGCCUUCAACACAGACGAGGGUAGGUCAGAGCUCGUCUGAGCUCAUCGUCAGAGUGCAAGCCGUAUGCCCAAACAUCCACUGCCCGUCCUGCAUCUCUCAUCUCUCAGAGCUCGUAUCGACACUUGUCCUCGACCCGUCUUGUCAUGCUCGAAUCGCCAACGUGAACACAUCUUUCAUUGAUCGCAGCGUCAAUUUGGACCUCCUGACCUCGCCCGUCGCCGCAUCAUCCACAUCAAUAGGCGGUCAGAACCCGAAACGAGCCGCCUCGAAGCUGCUCACUCGCCUCUUGAAGGAACUCGCAUCCCUCCUUGCUGAAGAUGGCUUCCCAGUCGACCACUUGCGAUCUAAGCUCGUCUCAUCUACUCAGGCCGCUCGUAGCUACAAAGAUGCUUUCAAUCUGGUUAUGGACAACGCUGACCUCUAUGACACAGAUUCCACGACUGAGCUUGCACACAGCUUGCCGAGUGACACCCGUCCCAGUACAAGUGACGGUGCAUUCAAGUCGAGCUCUGUGCUCGGAACCUUUCCUGCUUCGCUUGGCUCGACACUUCGAUCCGCGUGGUCACACUCUACAAGAUCUCAACAUGACUCGGCGCGCGUGUCGCAGGAUCGCUGGCGCAAACAUCUUGAGAUCUGCGAGGCGUGUCGGGACGGUGUCGCAGGUGAUGUUCAUAGGCAUGCCCCGCUUUUUCAGGGAAACAGCGCAGGUCUUAGACAAUAUCGCACAAGCGACGAUACCAAGCAUGAUCCUAGCGAUGAUGCCAACCGAAGAGUAUUGGCGACCCUAUCGGUUGCGGGCAUGACCUGCUCAUCCUGUGCACAAUCCAUCACCAAGGCGGUCCAAUCCGACACUUCAAUAAUAAUCGACUCGAUCGGCGUCAACGUCAUGUCCGCCUCAGCUACGGUGAUCACACAUCCAUCAGCGGUGUCAAAGGUCGCUGAGACCAUCGAUGAUGCGGGCUUUGAAGCACAAGUCAUCAAAGUCGAGCCAGUCCCCCAACCUCGGCGUCAACACGAUGCUGGUGAUGCCUCGAAGUGGACCGCUAAGCUGUCAGUCCAGGGCAUGACUUGUGCCAGCUGCGUACAGAGCAUCAUAUCCACUCUCGACGCAUUCUCUCAGGAGACCAACCCAAAGAAUGCAGUCAAGAUCGUCAAAUCCUCGAUCAACCUAAUGGGCAAGUCGGCCGAAGUCAAGCUCUCGGUAGACCCGAUGCAAAUGGUUGGAAGAGCCGAGGUGGAGAACAGGCUCAAAGGGAUCACAGGCGAGAUCGAAGACAUCGGCUUUGAUGCCGAACUGCUUACCUUGCAGCAGAACCAGAGCAAAACCGCCGCCUCAAGCGACACAGAGGAUGGAUCGCUACAAAGGUCGGUUCGUAUCAGAGUGGAUGGCAUGUUCUGCCGGAACUGUGUUGCAAAGGUGCGCGAGUACUUUGUCAGAAAGCAGAACGAAUGUGCAUCCGACAUCGAUGUCAACAGCGAUGACCUUGAAGAAUUCACUCUCUCCAAACCCUUGCUCAGCUUCAGCUACACGUCAGGGCCCGACUCCGGCAUCCGUUUGCGGGAUGUACUUGCCAACGUUAAUCAGCUCGACCCCACCUUCACAGCUCACUAUGCUCCACCUGCUUCUCUCGCCUCUCGCUCUGCCGUUCUGGCACGCAAAGAGCUUCGCGAUCUCUUGCUGCGCCUCACUACUGCAGCCCUGUUCGCUCUCCCUUCCCUCAUAAUCUCCAUGAUUGCGCCCAUACUAUCGCCAAGCCAUCCACUGCGUCGCUAUCUGUCGGGGUACGUAGUCGGAUCUGUGACAAAGGGCCAAGUGGCCAUGUGGCUGAUCUCUACCUCCGUGCAGUUCGGUGUCGGCUCGAUCUUCUUCAAGAAGGCAUGGCGCAGCUUGUCGUCUGUCUGGAAGAAAGGCCGUUCAUGGUCUGAUCGACUGCUGCACUUUGGCAACAUGGACGUUCUUGUCGCACUUGGAACCCUGGUGGCCUACACCUCAUCGCUAGCUUUCCUCACUCUCGAUGCUUUCCGUGAUCCCAACGGUCGUUCCAUGCAGAGCGAGAUGGGGAUGACUUACUUCGAAGUCUCUGUCUUUCUCGUCUUUUUCAUCCUCCUCGGUCGCGCACUUGAGUUCACCAGCAAGAAGAAGACAGGCGACGCCGUGGCUGAUCUGGGCAAGAUGAAGCCGUCCUCCGCCUAUCUCGUGCUCGAUCCGUGCAAUCCUGCUCAAAGCAAGACUGAGGUCGUCGAUGUAGACAUGCUCGAGAUCGGCGAUAUCGUGCUGGUACCAUACGGAUCUUCUCCACCUUUGGACGGCACUUCCGCUGGCACUUCGAUGGGCAAAGAAGACGCUGAAGGUCUCUUCGACGAAAGUAGUCUGUCGGGCGAAGCCCGACCCGUCACUAAGAAAGUUGACGACCUCGUCUUUGCAGGGACGAUCAACGUCUCACCCACUGCUGUCUUCACUCGCGUCGGUGCCCUUCCAGGCUCCUGCAUGAUCGAUGAGAUCCUCGACGUCGUUCAAGAAUCGGCAGGGAAGAAAGCCAGCAUUGCCCAGCUUGCGGAUACGAUCACGGGCGUCUUCGUGCCUGUGAUCGUCUACAUUUCUCUGCUGGUCUUCGUCCUUUGGACGCUGCUGCUUUACUCAGAUGCGCUGUCAGAAGCAUGGCAAGCGAGUCAUGUGCCUCAUUACGGCGAGCCUGGGGAUAAAUUCUUGUGGGCGCUGCAAUUCGGUAUCUCGUGCUUGCUUGUCGCAUGCCCAUGUGGUAUUGGUCUGGCUGCACCGACCUCACAGUUGGCUGGAAUCGGGCUUGCUUCGAAGCACGGCAUAUUGGUUAAUGGCGGAGGCGAAGCGUUCCGAGCGGCAAGUGCAGCAGCUAGCGGCAGCGCAGAUCUCGUCGUUGUAUUCGACAAGACCGGGACUAUCACGAAGGGCGAGGCUGUCAAAGUCACUUCGCAUCGCUUUGCUCCCGCAUUUGACGAGUCAUCUAGCUCUGAAAGGAAUGAGAGGGUGCUGGAUCAGGACACGCUACUACGAUGUGUCAACCUUGUCGAGCAAUCUAGUACCCACCCUUACGCAAAAGCACUGCGUGGCUUCACUGCUGAACAUCUCGGCCAAUCCGAUCCCGCUGGCAAUACUUUCUCAUCGCUACCGAAGCUCGUCGAAGUUAGCGAGGUGGCCGGCAAAGGUGUUCGAGCGACAUUCGAGUCUGUCAGCAAGGAUUCCUUCCUCCUACUGAUCGGGAACAAGCGACUGAUGGAAGAGAUGGACGGUGCGUACUCUCGGAUGGACCGCUCGAUCAAGCAAGCCGAGCAAGAAUGGUGGAAUGCAGCCAACAGCGUCAUCUACGUCGGCAUCCAAUCCUCCACUUUCCCCGAGGGCAAAAUCAGCGUCGCCAUGGCGAUCAGCGACGUCAUCCGACCCGAAGCCUCCUGGGUGAUCCAGCACCUCAAGCAACGCUUCAACGCCGAGAUAUGGGUGGUGAGCGGCGACAACGAAGCCACAGCCCGCGGAGUUGCUUCUCAAGUCGGCAUCCCUCCCUCACAAGUCAUUGCUGGCGUCCUACCUGUGCAGAAGAAAGAAUGGGUGGAAAGACUGCAACUGCCUCCCUCCGAACGCGAGAUCGAACACCCUUCAUCCUCCAAACAUCGCCCCUUCCUCCAAUCCUGGUUCUCACUGAACCAAUCUUCACCCUCUCAGCGUUUAGUCUGCUUCGUAGGUGACGGCAUCAACGAUUCCCCCGCACUCACCUCCGCAUCACUCGGCAUAGCUCUCGGAUCGGGCAGUUCCAUCGCUCACUCGUCAUCCGAUUUCAUCCUUCUUCGACGCCACUCACCCCUCCUCUCUCUACCUCUGCUUCUUACACUCUCCCAAGCAACCUAUCGCAAGAUCUGGAGCAACUUCGCGUGGGCUUUCAUCUUCAACCUCUGUCUCAUCCCUGUUGCAGCAGGUGCACUGGUCGGGGUGGGGGUGGAAGUCGGACCGGUGCUAAGUGGGUUAGCGAUGGCUUUUAGCUCGACUAGCGUCGUCUUGAAUAGUUUGACUUUGCGCUGGUGGAGGCCGGAAAGGGACGUGAGGAGGAUGAUUGAGAUCAGUGACGAGGAGGAUUAG
Ustilago hordei is the source of this 4266-nucleotide messenger RNA. RefSeq lists its product as uncharacterized. Gene Ontology annotation, cellular component: membrane. Gene Ontology annotation, molecular function: copper ion binding; P-type divalent copper transporter activity; nucleotide binding. Bases 1 to 4266 code for a protein of 1421 amino acids. NCBI's taxonomy places the organism in Eukaryota, Fungi, Basidiomycota, Ustilaginomycetes, Ustilaginales, Ustilaginaceae. The record is from RefSeq and is a predicted model, not a curated record. The transcript has a single exon. Gene Ontology annotation, biological process: copper ion homeostasis; monoatomic cation transport.